AUGGUUUCUCUGCUCCUCCAGGUGGUGUGUUGGAAGUGUUCAGACAACAAAGUGGCUUUACAGUAUGAUGGUAAUAAGCUGAACAAAGUGUGUAAAGCCUGCUACUCCAUCCUGACUGCACAAAGAGUGGAGAGGGUGGACAGCAAGAAGAAAAGAGUACUGGAGUUGGAGCCAUCUCCAGUUUGCAGUGAAAGUGAAAUGAGUGGCUUCCUGCAGUAUGGUGACAACCCCAAGACUCGGCAACGAGUGUGGUCUGUUAUUACUGGGACCGAGCCUCCAGUCCUUUACCUGUACGCUGCUGCACAGGAUGUGAAGCCCCUUUCCAGUAUACCUCUACUGGGCUGCAGUGUGGAGGAUUCCCCUCAGGAGCUCCAGGGUCAGUCCUGUUUCUGUCUAAGCCAAUCCAAAACCACCCACUUGUUCUCCUGCGAGGGGGCUGACCUUAAACAGCGUUGGCUGGCUGUUCUAAAAGCUGCUGGGACAGGCAACAUGCCAGCAUGUAUACUGGCUGACCCUGAAAACAGCAUCAAUGAAUCCAGAUGUGGCAUUAAUGGUAAUGUCAAUGAUACAAGCGUCUGUAGCGGCACGGAAUUAGUAGUCAAUGGCAACAAGGAAAACCACACCUAA
Molecule: messenger RNA, 627 nt
Organism: Scomber scombrus (Atlantic mackerel)
Lineage: Eukaryota; Metazoa; Chordata; Actinopteri; Scombriformes; Scombridae
Product: FYVE, RhoGEF and PH domain-containing protein 4-like
Exons: 3
Coding region: 1-627 (208 amino acids)
Biological process (GO): filopodium assembly; cytoskeleton organization
Cellular component (GO): cytoplasm
Source: RefSeq, a predicted model, not a curated record